This is a messenger RNA of Thlaspi arvense, 1083 nucleotides long. NCBI's taxonomy places the organism in Eukaryota, Viridiplantae, Streptophyta, Magnoliopsida, Brassicales, Brassicaceae. The record is from the annotation of a GenBank genome assembly.
AUGGCCGAGUCACCCUCCGAGUCAACCUCCGACUCGCCUACCACCACAUCCUCCACGCCCGCUGAAUCCGCCACCCUCGCUAUUUCAAGCCCACGAGCCCACCAUGCCUACCCCGAGAUCCCAAUCGAGAUCGUCAGCGAAGAAGAAAUGGCUAUCAUCGACGCAGCGCUUGCAGCCACGCGCUCCAUCCUCCCUUCCGCGAUCCGCUCGGCUGCUUCUCCGUCGCGGAUCAUCGCCGGCGGAAGCACCAAGACUGUCCGUUCAGUAACCAUGUUCUCCAAGAGGAAAUUAUCUGCUUGUUCCGAUAUCGAAGACUCUUUUUUGCAUCGGUUUAGAAGAAAUCAAGCUUUGGGUGUUACAGAUCUCACUGGCACAGAAUGGUGUGAGAAACAAAUGGAGAAUCUUCUCUGUUUUGGGAGAAGAAAAGUCACCAAAGCUAUGAAACUUGGCCAGGCUCGUCAUUUGGAGCUUGAAGAAGAGGUAGUUAGAAAGGUGAGAGUAAGAGUUGAAUCAAAUGAAGAUAAGUGGGCCUUGAAGCUGUUGAGUUCCAUUGCAGGCGUUAAUCAGUUCUUGUUUGAAGGACGAACCCGUGAAUUGCUACUCUUAGGAUUUUUUGGAGAUCAAUGGAUUGUGGGAAUCAUUGAUGAGGUUAAAAGGGCAUCUGAGGAAGACAACAAACCGUUAUUAUCAGACACAAAGACUCGAGUCCGUGACACACUCCCAGCUGAGCCACAGAGAAGGAACGGAAGACUACAAGUAAUGCUUUACAAGCUUCUGUGGGACACUGUUGUGACACAAGAGUUCCCAUCAGGACGCUUUUUCGACUACUUCUCGUACGAAUUCCAGAAAGACCAAUCUAUAAUAGCUGAGAUAAGGUUCCAACAUGAUCAUGAGUGGGUGAUGAGCAAAUAUAAAGAAGUUAUUGAGUUUUGGAGAAGAGAGAGAGAAGCUGAGUACACUCCUGAAGAAGAACGUUGGAAAUGCCGGUUUUGCCAAUUUGCUAAAUCUUGCCCUGGAAACCCGAGUUUCGAAUCUCCAGCCUCGAGCUCACCACCAAGAGAGACUCGUCCGUUAGCAAGCUAA